AUGAACACGAAGAACCUCACUAUACUAUUCACAACACUGAUUGUAGCCAUCAUCGCAAUUCUCGUCUCCAGUUGCCAAAUCGGUUUCGGAAUCUUCGCACCGCCUGAAAUCGCCGGCUCGCGUGAUGUUUUCCCGUCGGCGAAGGUUGUAAACCUCACCGGAGCUUCAGGUCCGGAGAGUGUAGCUUUCGAUCCAGCAGGAGAAGGUCCGUACGUUGGUGUCUCCGACGGUCGGGUCUUGAAAUGGCGCGGAGAAUCGCUUGGGUGGAUUGAUUUCGCUCAUACGUCGACUAAUAGGCAGGAUUGUGUUCGUCCAUUUGCACCAGAGUUGGAGCAURUGUGUGGACGGCCAUURGGAUUGCGGUUCGAUACGAAAACCGGAGAUCUUUAYAUYGCGGWUGCUUACUUUGGCCUUCUUGUUGUUGGUCCUGCUGGUGGUUUAGCCAAACCCUUGGUUACAGAAGCUGAAGGGAUACCGUUUCGUUUCACUAAUGAUUUGGACAUUGAUGAGCAGGAAGAUGUGAUUUACUUCACUGAUACUAGCACCAGAUUCCAGAGAAGGCAAUUCUUGGCUGCUGUUUUGAACGUCGAUAAGACUGGAAGGUUAAUGAAUUAUGACAGAUCGAGCAAGAAAGUGACGGUCUUAUUACAAGGCCUUGCAUUUGCAAACGGCGUUGCGCUAAGCGAAGACCGUUCUUUAGUAUUGGUAGCCGAAACAACCACUUGUAAGAUCCUCAGGCUUUGGCUCUCUGGUCCAARCGCAGGAACCCAAGACGUGUUUGCUCAGCUUCCGGGUUUCCCUGACAACAUAAGAAAAAACUCGAAUGGAGAAUUCUGGGUCGCUUUACACUCAAAGAAAGGUCUUUUCGCGAAACUCUCGCUCACUCAGACAUGGUUCAGAGAUUUGGUGCUUAGACUUCCAAUYAGUGGCCCGCGUCUGCACUCGGUGUUCAYCGGUGGAAGACCUCAUGCAACAGCCAUGAAGCUGAGUGAAUCAGGAGAGGUUUURGAGGUGCUCGAGGAUAAAGAAGGAAAGAGAUUGAGGUUUAUAAGUGAAGUGGAGGAGAAAGAUGGUAAGCUCUGGAUUGGCUCUGUUCUCAUGCCUUUUCUUGGUGUUUAUGAUUUGUAG
Messenger RNA from Arabis nemorensis, 1128 nucleotides. The record is from the annotation of a GenBank genome assembly. Lineage: Eukaryota; Viridiplantae; Streptophyta; Magnoliopsida; Brassicales; Brassicaceae.